AUGCAGAACUUUGUGAGCGAGCAAUUCGUUCUCUACAGCUUCCAGCUCGCCUUUGUCAACGCUGUUCCCGCCGCAAUGCCUGGGCUGCAUGAGGUGCUCCAAUUGGACUUCGAGGGCGAGGUGAUUCAGGCUGAAAAUGGGGACUUGCAAAUCACCCUGGGGGAAGUGAAGGACAGGCUAACAGGUGGAGAAGAUGUCCGCGUCAAGCUUAAAGGACACGUGCUGAUCCUGAAUGCUAGCUGGCCUCACAAGAAGAGGCUCCCAAAAGCCAAAGAGGAGGACGGGAUUGAGUAUGAGCUCGUAUUGAUCUAG
Coccomyxa subellipsoidea C-169 is the source of this 312-nucleotide messenger RNA. RefSeq lists its product as hypothetical. Bases 1 to 312 code for a protein of 103 amino acids. The transcript has 2 exons. Lineage: Eukaryota; Viridiplantae; Chlorophyta; Trebouxiophyceae; Coccomyxaceae. The record is from RefSeq and is a predicted model, not a curated record.